Molecule: messenger RNA, 723 nt
Organism: Penicillium maclennaniae
Lineage: Eukaryota; Fungi; Ascomycota; Eurotiomycetes; Eurotiales; Aspergillaceae
Exons: 1
Coding region: 1-723 (240 amino acids)
Source: RefSeq, a predicted model, not a curated record
AUGAUGGAAGAUCCCGAACAAGAUCUUUCCAUGGAGGACGUGGAAAGCACCGGCCCAUCACAUGAAGCACCUGACGGUUCGCAGUCUCCGCCCACUUUGAAUGCCUACACUGCGACUCACCCUCCCACAGACGUUAGUGGCCAUAGUUUGAAUGACUCGGGACCUUCAACACCAACGCACGAGGGCAUCCCAAGCGCUCCCGAAGUUGCAGACAUCGAGGACACAGCAAACGAGAUCUUUCAACCAUACGAUAUUGAAGAACCCGACGAUAUACCAGGUUCCAUCACUACACGGACCGAACUACCGUGUUUACCAGACCCAUUCGAACGAUGGCAGCGUGACUUGACGGAGUGGAUGGACGACAUGGGCCGCUCUUCCGACAUCAAUCCGACAGUCAAGUUACCUCCAAAUCAGGGAAGAGGCCAAAAGCGCAAAUCGCCCAUCUUUGGCGGAUCCGGGCAUGUCAAAAGCCCGCCUUCUUGUACCAAAGCGAAAUCCAUGCUCGAUGAGCAACAAAUUCCUGUACCGGGACUCAGUCCGAAACGACGACGGAAAAGGCAUAAGUUAUCGGCUGAUGCUGCCAAAACCCGCAUGGCCUCUCUCGACGAUUUCCGCGAGACUGGCUCCACCGACAGUUCGAGCUCCGAUCUACACUCGACCGAUGGAUACAGUACCGACGUACCCAACGAGCCUACCCUGACCGACGAGAUGGAUAUUGAUUGA